CUAAACUCGCUUCCUUCUUGUCCAAAGCCCCAAUCUCUCCGGGAAACGGGCGGAGGGUCGUUGCGUCGUUGAAGCAGCUCCUCAACGAGCCGUCAGACGAUCGAAGCGAGAGGUUCCGUCGCCGUCAGGGACCUCGAAAUAUCGUUAAAAUAAGGAGUCUUGAAGGAAGUCUUGGAUUUGCAUGAAUAGCCGUCUCAUGCAAGUUUCAAGCUUUACCCUCAAGAAGUUAGAAUACGCUUGAGCAGCUGUUUUUAGAUUGCAUAGAGAAUAAUAGAGCUGAAGCUGUCAACUAAGCUAAUAUAACUCAAGAUGGAGGGAAACAUCGUUGUGAAGGAAGUGCGGAUCCUGGAGACUGCUGAUGACAUCCAGGAUCGACGAGAGCAAGUGCUUUCUCGGUACUCUCAGUUCCGUUCGGAUGCUCGCCUGAAGAGGGAAAAGCUUGAGGAUUCUCGCAAGUUCCAGUACUUCAAACGUGAUGCUGAUGAACUGGAAUCAUGGAUCCACGAGAAACUCCAGGCUGCUUCUGAUGAGAGCUACAAGGAUCCCACCAACCUUCAGGCUAAGAUCCAGAAACACCAGGCCUUUGAGGCUGAGGUGGCUGCCCACUCCAAUGCCAUUGUGGUCUUGGACAACACUGGCUCAGAGAUGAUCAGUCACCAGCACUUUGCCUCGGAUGUCAUUAGGCAGAAGCUUGAUGAGUUACACCGUCUGUGGGAGCUGCUCCUGAGGCGUCUAGCCGACAAGGGCAUGAGACUCCAGCAGGCCCUGGUACUGGUGCAAUUCCAGCGGCAGUGUGACGAAGUCAUGUACUGGAUCAAUGAUAAGGAGACGUUUGUAACCUCCGAGGAAUUUGGCAUCGACUUGGAGCAUGUAGAAGUUCUCCAGCGCAAGUUUGAUGAGUUCCAGAAGGACAUGGCUGCCCAGGAAUACAGGGUCACCGAGGUUAACACCUUGGCAGAAAAGCUGAUUACUGAGGGCCACCCUGAAGUGGAUGUCAUCAACAAAAGGAAGAAAGACCUGAACGAGGCCUGGCAACGACUGCGUCAGUUUGCUCUCACCCGACAGGAGAAAUUGUUUGGUGCCCAUGAAAUUCAGAGAUUUAACAGAGAUGCAGAUGAAACCAUUGCUUGGGUAGCUGAAAAGGAUGUAGUAUUGUCCUCUGAUGACUAUGGCCGUGACCUAGCAUCUGUCCAAACCCUCCAGCGGAAGCAUGAGGGUCUAGAACGUGACCUUGCUGCUCUGGAGGACAAGGUGUCCACCUUAGGGGAAGAAGCCACCCGCCUCUGUGGCAUCCAUACUGACCACGCUGAGCAGAUCAAGGCUAAACUAGCAGAGAUUGAGCAUUCUUGGUCUACUUUGACUGCUAAGGCCCAGGAACGACGCAGGCGCCUGGAUGAUUCCUACUAUCUGCAUAGGUUCCUGUCUGACUUCCGUGACCUCAUCUCAUGGAUCAAUGACAUGCGGGCAAUCAUCUCUGCAGAUGAGCUGGCUAAGGAUGUUGCUGGAGCUGAAGCUCUUCUCGAACGCCACCAAGAGCACAAGGGUGAAAUUGAUGCCCGUGAAGACAGCUUCAAGAGUACUCAUGCAGCAGGUGAGAUGCUGGUAGAAAAGGACCAUCAUGCUGCUACUGAGGUCAAAGAGAAGCUGAGCACCUUAACACAAGAAAAGGCUGCUCUCCUUGCCUUGUGGGAGGAGCGACGCAUCCUGUAUGAGCAGUGCAUGGACCUGCAGCUCUUCUACAGGGACACUGAACAGGCUGACACCUGGAUGGCCAAGCAAGAAGCUUUCCUGGAGAAUGAGGACUUGGGAGAUUCUAUUGAUUCUGUUGAAGCUCUGAUCAAGAAGCAUGAGGACUUUGAGAAGUCUCUUGCUGCUCAGGAGGAGAAGAUUAAGGCUCUGGAUGAAUUUGCAACCAAGCUUAUUGAGGGUCAGCACUAUGCAGCUGAUGAUGUUGCUCAGAGGCGUGAACUGUUGCUUGAGCGGCGCACUGCUUUGCUGGAGAUGUCUGCACGCCGCCGAGCAAUGCUUGAGGAUUCUUACCGACUGCAGCAGUUUGAGAGGGAUUGUGAUGAGACCAAGGGAUGGAUCAAUGAGAAACUUAAGUUUGCUACAGAUGACAGCUAUUUGGAUCCAACCAACUUGAAUGGAAAAGUGCAGAAGCACCAAAACUUUGACCAGGAACUGAGUGCCAACAAGUCUCGUAUUGAGGAAAUCAUAUCAACUGGUAAAGAGCUCCUAGAAAGCAAGCACUAUGCCAGUGAAAGGAUUGGUAGUCGUAUGGAGGAAAUAGUUCAGCUCUGGACUUCACUUGAGGAAGCUACACGUAGCAAGGGCUCGAAGCUUGAGGAGGCUUCUCAACAGCAGCAAUUCAACCGAGGAGUGGAGGAUAUUGAGCUCUGGCUUUCAGAGAUUGAGGGCCAGCUUAUGAGUGAAGAUUAUGGAAAAGACCUGACUGGAGUGCAAAAUCUACUGAAGAAGCAUGCCCUUCUGGAAGCAGAUGUCAGCUCCCACCAAGACCGGAUUGAUGGGGUGCGCAUUGCUGCAGAUCAGUUUGUUGACCGCGGACAUUUUGAUGCUGAGAACAUCAAGGCUAAGCAGCUAGCUCUGCAAGAGCGUUACAAUGCUCUUCAGAAACCAAUGGGUCUCCGCAAGGAACGACUCAAGGACUCUCUCCUUGUACAACAACUCUUUAGGGACAUUGAUGAUGAAGAGGCCUGGAUCAGGGAGAAAGAACCCAUUGCAGCUUCCACCAACCGAGGUCGGGAUCUGAUUGGAGUCCAAAAUCUUAUCAAGAAGCACCAAGCUGUAUUGGCUGAAAUUAACAACCAUGAACACCGCAUCACUGCUGUUACUACAUCUGGGGAAGAGAUGAUUGGAGAUGGACAUUUUGCAGGGGAAGAGAUCAAGCAGAGGGUGAACACUCUAAGCCAGCACUGGGCACAGCUGAAGGAGCGUGCCAACCAACGUCGUCAGGAUCUUGAGGAUUCUCUUCAGGCACACCAGUACUUCGCUGAUGCUAAUGAAGCUGAAUCUUGGAUGAAGGAGAAAGAACCCAUUGCUGCAGGUGGGGACUUUGGCAAAGAUGAAGACUCAGCUGAGGCUCUGCUAAAGAAGCAUGAGGCUCUCAUGAGUGACCUGGAGGCCUUCAGCUCAACAAUCACUGCCCUUGAUGAACAGGCUGCAGCAUGUCGCCAGCAGGAGGUCCCAGUUAUGGACAUCACUGGAAAGGAGUGUGUUGUGGCUCUCUAUGACUACACUGAGAAAUCUCCAAGGGAAGUUUCCAUGAAGAAGAAUGAUGUGCUCACUCUUCUCAAUGCAACCAACAAGGAUUGGUGGAAGGUGGAAGUUAAUGAUCGCCAAGGCUUUGUGCCAGCUGCUUAUGUCAAGAAGAUUGACUCAGGCCUAACAGCCUCCCAGCAAAACCUGGCUGACAGCAAUUCUAUUGCUGCUCGCCAAAACCAGAUCAAGGCACAAUAUGAGAAUCUGAUGGCCAUGGCUCGUGAACGCCAAAAGAAGCUAAGUGAGACUGUGCAGGCCUACGUGUUGGUGCGUGAAGCUGCGGAGUUGGCUCAGUGGAUCAAGGACAAGGAGCAGCAUGCCCAGAUUGAGGAUGUUGGCGAAGAUCUUGAGCAGGUUGAAGUACUGCAGAAGAAGUUUGAUGACUUCAAAACUGACUUGCAAGCCAAUGAGGUUCGCCUUGCUGAGAUGAAUGAGAUUGCAAUGCAGCUGAUGAGUCUUGGCCAGACAGAAGCUGCUCUUAAGAUCCAGACUCAGAUUGAGGAGCUCAACACUAAAUGGAAUUCACUUCAGCAAAUGGCACAGGAGCGUCAGUUCCAACUUGGAUCAGCUCAUGAAGUGCAGCGAUUCCAUCGUGAUGUGGAUGAAACCAAGGAUUGGAUUCAGGAGAAGGAUGAAGCUUUGAACAAUGAUGAUUGUGGCAAAGACUUGCGCUCUGUACAAGCUCUGCAGCGAAAACAUGAAGGUCUGGAACGUGAUCUUGCUGCCCUUGGCGACAAAAUCCGCCAGUUGGAUGAGACUGCCAACCGACUCAUGCAGACCCAUCCUGAUGCUGCUGACACCAUCUAUGGAAAGCAGAGGGAGAUCAAUGAGCUCUGGACUCAGUUAACUGCAAAGGCCAAUGCCCGCAAGGAGAAGCUCUUGGACUCUUAUGACCUGCAGCGCUUCCUCAGUGACUACCGUGAUCUGAGCUCCUGGAUUGCUUCCAUGAUGGGUCUUGUCAGCUCUGAUGAGCUGGCUACAGAUGUGACUGGUGCUGAAGCCCUUCUGGAGAGACAUCAGAACUUCCGUGCCGAGUUUGACUCUCGCUAUGGUAUCCCUCAGGAACACCGCACAGAAAUUGAUGCCAGGGCUGGGACCUUCCAGGCUUUUGAGCUCUUUGGUCAUCAGCUCUUGCAGUCAGGCCACUUUGCCUCUGCUGAAGUUCAGGAGAAGCUGGAUGCCAUGAAUGAAGCUCGGCAGGAACUGGAAAGGGCUUGGAUUGCACGCCGCAUGAAGUUGGACCAGUGUUUGGAAUUGCAGCUGUUCUACCGUGACUGUGAACAAGCAGAAAACUGGAUGUCAUCUAGGGAAGCCUUCCUAUCCUCUGAUGAAGCUGAUGCCAAGUCAGACAAUGUUGAAGCUCUUAUCAAGAAGCACGAGGACUUUGAUAAGGCGAUCAAUGCACAAGAAGAGAAGAUCGCUGCACUCAACCUCUUUGCUGAUCAGUUGGUUGCUGCUGAACAUUAUGCCAGCAAGGAUAUUGGUGAUAAGAGAAGCCAGGUGUUGGAACGCUGGCAGCAUCUCAAGGAAGCCCUGAUUGAGAAACGCUCUAAGCUUGGUGAGUCACAGACUCUCCAACAGUUCUCUCGUGAUGCUGAUGAAAUUGAAAACUGGAUUGCUGAAAAGCUCCAGGUUGCCACAGAGGAAAGCUUCAAGGAUCCUGCAAACAUCCAAUCAAAGCACCAGAAACAUCAGGCAUUUGAGGCUGAGUUGGCUGCCAAUGCUGACAGGAUCCAAGCUGUUCUUGCUAUGGGUCAGAAUCUCAUUGACAAACACCAGUGUGCAGGAUCAGAAGAGGCUGUGCAGCAAAGGCUGGAAUCCAUCUCCGAGCAGUGGGACUUCUUGACUCAGAAGUCGGCUGAAAAGUCCCUGAAGCUCAAGGAAGCUAACAAGCAGCGCACAUUCAUUGCUGCUGUCAAGGACUUGGACUUCUGGCUUGGUGAGGUGGAAUCUCUCCUUACCAAUGAGGAUGUUGGCAAAGAUCUUGCUAGUGUUCAGAAUCUGAUGAAGAAACAUCAGCUGGUUGAGGCUGACAUCCAGGCUCAUGAAGAUCGCAUUAAUGACAUGAAUGGACAGGCUGAUUCCCUUGUGGAAAGUGGUCAGUUUGACACUGCCAACAUUCAGGAGAAGCGCCAGAGCAUCAAUGAACGAUAUGAGCGCAUCAAGAAUCUGGCUGCUCAUCGUCAGUCACGCCUGAAUGAGGCCCUCACCCUCCACCAAUUCUUCCGUGACAUUGCAGAUGAAGAAUCCUGGAUUAAGGAAAAGAAACUGCUUGUGGCAUCAGAGGACUAUGGUCGUGACCUCACUGGUGUCCAGAACCUACGCAAGAAACACAAGCGUCUCGAAGCUGAGCUAGCAUCUCACGAACCUGCCAUCCAAUCAGUGCAGGAGGCUGGUGAGAAACUGAUGGGCGUCUCAAAUGUUGGUGUUUCCGAAAUUGAAUCCCGCCUGCAGCAGCUGUCUGAGACUUGGUCCCAGCUGAAGGCAAUGGCUGACCAAAGAGGCCAGAAAUUGGACCAGUCUCUCAUUUACCAGCAGUUCUUGGCCAAGGUGGAAGAGGAAGAGGCUUGGAUAAGUGAGAAGACCCAGCUACUCUCUGUCCCUGAUUAUGGUGAUAACAUGGCUGCUGCACAGGGACUCCUGAAGAAGCAUGAUGCUUUUGAGACCGACUUUGCUGUGCAUCGUGACCGUUGCAAUGAUGUGUGUGAGGCUGGUUCAAAGCUGGUAGGAGAAGGUAAUCACCAUGCUGAAUCCAUCAAGCAGAGGUGCCAGCAGUUAAAGGACAAGCUGGAGGCCCUCAGUGGCAUUGCUGCACGAAGGAAGAGCAAGUUGGCCGAUAGCCUGGCUUAUUUGCAGUUCAUCUGGAAGGCUGAUGUUGUCGAGUCUUGGAUUGCUGACAAGGAGAGCCAUGUUAAGUCUGAGGAGUUUGGACGAGAUCUCUCUACUGUCCAGACUCUCCUUACAAAACAGGAGACAUUUGAUGCUGGUUUGGCUGCUUUUGAAAAUGAGGGCAUCCAGAAUAUCACUGCCCUCAAAGAUCAGCUGGUGUCUGGUAACCAUGAGCAGUCUGAAUCCAUCAUUAAACGCCAUGGUGAUGUGAUUGCACGCUGGAAGAAGCUUCUUGACGACUCUCUCGACCGCAAGAAGAAACUGCAAGUCAUGCAGGAGCGGUUCCGACAAAUCGAGGAGCUGUACCUCUUCUUUGCCAAGAAGGCAUCUGCUUUCAACUCUUGGUUUGAGAAUGCUGAAGAAGAUCUCACUGAUCCUGUGCGUUGCAAUAGCAUUGAAGAGAUUCGGGCACUGCGUGAAGCACAUGCCCAGUUCCAGGCUUCUCUGUCUUCAGCCCAGGCUGACUUUGAGGCCCUGGCUGCCCUAGACCAGCAGAUUAAGAGCUACAAUGUGGGACCAAAUCCUUACACUUGGUUCACCAUGGAAGCCCUGGAAGACACCUGGCGUAACCUGCAGAAGAUCAUCAAGGAACGAGACAUGGAACUCGCCAAGGAAGCACAAAGACAAGAAGAGAACGACAAACUACGAAAGGAAUUUGCCAAGCAUGCCAAUGCUUUCCACCAGCUGUUGACAGAUACCAGGUCAUCGAUGAUGGAGGGCUCAGGCACACUGGAGCAGCAGCUUGAAGCCACACGACAGAAAGCAGCCGAGGUACGAGCUAGGCGUGCGGACCUGAAGAAGAUUGAGGACCUGGGACAGAUUCUGGAAGAGCAUCUGAUUCUCGACAAUCGAUACACAGAACACAGCACGGUGGGCUUGGCGCAGCAGUGGGAUCAGUUGGACCAGCUUGGAAUGCGAAUGCAGCACAACUUGGAACAACAGAUCCAAGCUCGAAACCAGUCGGGUGUGUCAGAAGAUGCCCUCAAGGAGUUCAGCAUGAUGUUCAAGCACUUCGACAAGGAGAAGACCGGUCGCUUGAACCAUGCCGAGUUCAAAUCCUGUCUACGUGCUUUAGGUUACGAUCUACCCAUGGUUGAAGAAGGGCAGAGUGAUCCUGAGUUUGAGGCCAUCCUGGAUGUUGUGGAUCCAAACAGGGAUGGCUUUGUCUCCCUGCAGGAGUACAUGGCCUUCAUGAUCUCUAAAGAAACAGAGAAUGUCCACAGCUCCGAGGAGAUUGAAAAUGCCUUCCGUGCCAUUGCGGCAGGAGACCGCCCCUAUGUGUUACGGGAAGAACUAUACCAGAACCUCACCAAAGAAAUGGCGGACUAUUGCGUCGGUCGCAUGAAACCAUAUGUCGACCCCAAAAGCAAUCUGGCGGUUCCUGGAGCCCUGGACUACAUCGAGUUCACACGCACUCUGUUCUCGCAGUAGCUUGCAACACUGAGAGCUUUAUCCUGUUUUUUCUAGGUUAUUCAAGAGAUGCUAUUUUAAAGACCAUAGUCACAGUCAUAAAUAAUAUAUGUGUGCACAUGAUAAUGCAUUUAGAUUCCAGUACUUUUGGCAGUUAGCUUAACAGUGAUCAAAAUUGUGAUUUGGCUUCUCACUGCAAAAGCUUUGGUAAGCUAUGGCAGCUAAGCUACCAUCUAUAGGUGAGGUUGUGAAUGAGCUACUCAUAGCCAAAAUUUGACACUUGUCUCCUUUUAUUUUCUUCACUUUCACCUAUGCAACUAUCAAAACAAGAGGCUGGUCCCAUCAUUAACAGGCUCGCGGUAGUUAUGACGAGGUCUGCAUAACAGCUGUGUAGAGUCAUGGUGUCUGUAAACUGCUGCCCUUGCCAUGCUCAGUGUCCCCACAGUUUACUCUUGGCUUACCGUAGUGCACAGUUCUAUUCCUAAAGUGUGUAGGAAAAAGUUGCACCUACAGUUUGGCUUAUUUUUUUUUGGCUCCGUAAUCUUAAGAGUAUAGGGAUGUGUUGCCCUUUUGAAAGUCUAGUAGAGAGUUUUACCAUCUGGAGCUUCCGAUAGAGACGGCUUUUUAAAAUUGGAAGCACCUCUCCCUACUAGGAUGCGAGGGUACACCUUUUAAAGUGGCUUGGUGAUCAAUAAAAGACACAGGGGUUUUAACACCUGGAAUUGCCAGACUGACAGCUAUUUACUGUGCUAGUUCCUCUCCUGUGUCUUUUAGUGAGACCACCUGGAUUUUUAAAAAAGUAAAUUCAUUACUGAAAUUUUAAAGAUGUGCAUAUAUAAGAACAGAGAGCUGAGCAGUAGCAAGUGGGCAUUAGUGGUGUUGGUGCUUUUAAAACUUACUGGGGCUUCUUUGAUUUCCAUAGUAUUAUAAUGAUUGGGGCCAGAUAUUCUUCUCCAAAAGUCAUACAUUUUCCUCUUUAAUGUAAUAAAAGCUUGUGCAGUUA
Molecule: messenger RNA, 8581 nt
Organism: Penaeus monodon (black tiger shrimp)
Lineage: Eukaryota; Metazoa; Arthropoda; Malacostraca; Decapoda; Penaeidae
Gene: alpha-Spec
Product: spectrin alpha chain-like
Exons: 20
Coding region: 310-7599 (2429 amino acids)
Biological process (GO): actin cytoskeleton organization
Cellular component (GO): plasma membrane; cell junction; cell projection
Molecular function (GO): calcium ion binding; actin filament binding
Source: RefSeq, a predicted model, not a curated record